Molecule: messenger RNA, 2348 nt
Organism: Neoarius graeffei (lesser salmon catfish)
Lineage: Eukaryota; Metazoa; Chordata; Actinopteri; Siluriformes; Ariidae
Exons: 3
Coding region: 1228-1971 (247 amino acids)
Source: RefSeq, a predicted model, not a curated record
UGUGUGGGCAUGUGAGGACACUCCUCCUCACCAAUCAGUGCACAGGGGAGUGUCUGCUCACGCCCCCAGCCUCACUCGGCUCGCUUCGGCUCGCUUCAGCCCCACUCCAAAACCGUGCGAGUUUUAGGGGCUAAGCAGGGCUGAAGCGAGCCGAGUCGUGCUGUUUUUUGGUAGUCGAAAUGCGAGCCGUGUCGGGCUGAAGCGAGCUGAAGUGAGCUGAAAAAGGGUAGUGGAAAAGGGACAUUAGUUUCCUGCGAUGCAGCCGAAAAUCAGCCCUUCCUAGCGAGACACAUUGUAUUAGACAAGAAUGGGACAGCAUUCCUAUUUCUAAAUUUGAGAAACUUGUCUCCUCAGUACCCAGACGGUUGCAGACUGUUGUAUCGAGCUAGUGUGCUACACAAAGGAAAUAUUACAAUUGCUGCCAUAGCUCCCUAACUGUUUAGAUAAAAACAAAGGUAGACCAAGGAGAGGGGGAUUAGAUUUAGCAACAACUGAAUAAAGACGAGUGGACACUUUCACAACUAUAGCCUACAUGGGGAGAGCCAAAAAAAGACCAAAAAAAAAAAAAGUAGACCAAGGAGAGAGGGAUUAGAUUUAGCAAAAAAUGCUGGUACAUUGCCUGCUCCCAUGCUAUUCGCUACUUGAUAAAAAAAAAAAAAAAACAACAACAGGGAAGUCUGUCACGUCCAGAAGUACACGUCUUUGAUAUGCCGCGGAAAAUCGCCGUGGAAAAAAACACUUUGAGGUAAGAUUUGUUUCAUAUUGACUGGGCAUUUAAACAUAACUACUUUUCCUGAUAUAUAUGAAACAUAUUAAAGGCUACACACCCUUUAUUCUGUCAUUAUUGGGCGUGUUACAUUGAUUCCGAUAGGCGUAAGCAAUAUACCCCCUCUGUGAAGAUUCUCGACUUGCCUACAGAUUAACUCAUGGUAUUGAAUCCCAUUUUCAUGUAUCUUUCUAAAAAUUGAUUUAGCUGUUUACACAUUCAUUGUUAAAAGACAUGUUCUUGAAUUCAGCACCUUUUGUAAGGCAUAAAGCUCGUCAGGAAUCCCAUUUUCAUGUAUCGUUUUAAAAUUUGUUUUCUUUGUUGAGGACGUGUUCUUGAAUUCAGCUCGCCUUUUGUAAUGCAUACAGCUCGUUAGGCUGGAAUCCCCCACUAAAUGUUCACAUUCCAGACCAUUCUCACCUCAAGCUGGACCUCCCACAAAACCUGUCCAUUUGUAAUAAAUGGCAAGACGUUGCCCAUUUGAUUUAUUUCAGCAUUUUGGUAUAGGACAACAAAUUUCUUUGGUGACAAUGGAGACUGCUGAGUUCUACAUGGCACGGACUGUCGACAGACCAAAACGUCUUGUAUCCAAAACAGCGCAGCCCUUGCAACACGCUGCCAAAAAACAGGGGUCUGCUAGGCCAGCUGGCACUCCUGCAAAAUCCAAAGUGCGCCUUGUAAGGAAGAAAUCGGCUGUGACAGUGGCAACAGCCGGCAGCAGAACAGACUGCUUUGGACUUUACAAGGAAGAAAUUAGGAUUAUGAAAAAGCGGCUAGAUGACAUGGACAACCGCUUGAAGACAGUGUCAAGAGAAUUGGAGGUAGAGAAGCAGUUUAGAAAGGCUGUGGAGGACCGUGCGAAGGCAGAGGAACGCUUUAAGAAGGUGGAGGAACUUCUGCAGCGGCUGGUUAACCCCCCACCUGCGGCGGCGCAGCUCACCAGGCCACGGCAGCGCAGCCCACAGCUCACCAGGCCACACCAGCACAACCACCAGCACCGCACACAACUGCUAGUGCUAGACGGCAAUUGUCUUUCAACGCCACUCCACCAACCCUUGGACCCAGGGUCCCGGCUGGAACUCCCCUGCCGGACAUUGAGCUCCGGGUCCUCUCUGCUGAGCGAGACGAUUACCUGUUCAGGCAGAGCCAACAAAGAGGCCAGCACAGGCCAGACAUUUAUGCCGCAAAUGUGUUCAUGGCUCUGACGCCAUUCGAAGAGUAUCAGCGGUGGGGGAAAAUGAUUAAUUGGGGAGGGUCACAAGGCAAGGCCACCUUGCUGCACAAUCUAAAGAAAAAAGUGCAUCAGUUAACCACAGAACGUUUUCCUGAUUUGUCUCCGGACAACUGGGUCAAAAUCCGAAACCGGAUCAACGAAAGACUGCGAAGCCCCCGAAAAGUAGACCCUGAGGCGGAACAAAUUGGCCACUGACAUCUUGUUUUUUUAGGCUACAGUACUUGUCUUGUUAAAACAAAAAGUGCUUUUGCACACAUGUCCCCCCCAGUGACAUUAACCAUUUUUAUACCUUUUUCCCAUUCCAAUUUUGUCAAGUUUGCACUAGCUAAUAAAAUGCACAAAUGAAAA